AUGGGGCUCGCUAGUCUGAGGUAUGGCGAUCCUCUCGCAACUUGUCUAAAUUUUCAUUUACAAGGUGUAUUUUUUAAAUUUUGAAGUUAAUCACUUUUCUUAGGUAGUUUCAAAUGUAUGUUGUGAAUGGUAUCAUAUUAUACAUCAAUGUGAAAAGAGAUUGCCAUUCCAUUCAUUUUGUUGUUCAGGUAGUUUGAUUUCGUAGGAUGCUUUUCUUUUAUGCUUUUACGUUUUGAGAUUAAACUAUACUUUUUCUUGGAUUUUUCGUGUGCUUUUAGCGCUGUUUUUUCUUGUUCUCACUAUUCGUUUUGUUCAAAUCGUCACACCGUACCAUCUGUUUACGUUUUAUGUGAAUUUUUUGUUUAUUUGCUUUUCAUGUUGCUGAGGCCUUGUUUUGAAUUUCUUCUCUCGGAUUUAUUACAAAUAAAUGGGGCUUGUCAGCUAAUGUAUAUGAAGAUCUGCUUACUGUCUGAGUUUAAGACAUAAUUAAACCUUAACAUUCAAUUUUUUUUCAGCUGUGCUUUGCUUUAUUUCUAUCAGUUAACAGUAACCGUUACCUGAUUUCAGAUCGAACUCCGGAAAGGUUUCUAGGCACUCCCUGAAAUUUGAGAAACGAAAGCAUUUCUAUGAGCGUAAGUUUUUCAUUUUUGUUAAAGUUCUUCAUUUAUGUAAAUUAUGGAUGCUAUGUAAGUAUUUGAUGUAAUAGGCUUGAUUCCACCGAACUCACUGUUCUCUAGUUUCUUUUUCGCUUUCAUAUGUUUAAGGUAUAGGAUCAGCUCUGAUAUUUUUUUCUUCUUUCUUUUCAAAAGCUAUUGAAUAAAGUGGAUUACAUGAUCAUUUCAUUUUCUUUUUCACUCGUUAUUGUGCUUUUGACGCACUUGAUAAUUAAAAAUGAAAGAAUUCUAAUGUAUAUGAAACUGUAAAGUUUCUAUUGUAUAACUUAUAUAAUCUUCUCUGAAAGUACUUAUCUGUCUUCAAUAUACGAGGAUUCUUGAUUCAAAACAGAAAAAGUAAUAAUGAGAUCGUACAUAUGCCUUUGAAUAUCUAUUUCAGCCAUCGAAAUGAUUCUGUCAGUAGAAGGUGAGAAGGAUCUUGCGGAACUAAAUUCUGAGUUGUGUCAUGCAACCCCAGUAAUAAAUGUAUUUCAUUCUUCUCAGUUGGAUGGCAUACUUCUUUUCUGCAUAGUGAGAUGAGAUAUACUUAUUACAGUCAUAUUACCUCUUCAAGUAAAUAUUUAAACAGAAAUUUUUGUUUUUCAUGUGUUGUCCUUGUCGAUAGUCAAUUAUAACCACAAUAUUUCUAAUAAUGUCGGGCUGGAAUUUUCUUUUCGUGUGUGGAGCUUUAACUGCACUUGACACGGAUUUAUAUUUUUGUUGCCCAUGUUGUAUUAGCUUAAAAUAGAGAAAAUUAGAAAAAAUGGUCAAGGAGUAAGGUUUGGCUGCUUUAUCGAUUAAAGAUUGCUGGUGCAUUGCAGCUUGAUUGGUAACAGUUCCUAAAGAUUGAUUAAUUGUCAUAGUUCUAAUCCUGGACUAUUGCAUUCUCGGUCAGUAGAUUCCGAUUCUGAUCUGUUGAUUUGAGCUGAAAUUGGAGGCUUCCAUGAAUUAUGAUGGAGAACCUACAAAAUAAUCGACAAUUAAGGAAAAAGGGAACCGAAUUGCUUACAUGGAAAUUUGAUGGUCUCAAUCACGCAGCUUGGUUCUAACUGCAAUUGCUCUUUCGUUGACACCCUUUCAUGUUGGAAAGAGACAUAAUUUUAUAGAAAUGAAGUAUAAAAGGGAGAGGAGUCUGCUGGAGAGCCAAUGGAUAAAGGACUAGAAAUGAGUUUGUAGUGGGAGAAGCAGCAAACUGAAACUGGAAAGUGUUGGAAAAGGAAAAACUUCUGUUGGUGCUCUACAUUGUUCGCCCUGACUAUGUGCAGCAAUUUGCUGUGGUCACUGUGGUCACAGCCCAUCUGCCUGAUUUCGCUUUCAUCCUUUCCAAUGGAGUUAGGAUAGUGGCAAGGCAGGAGAUUUUAAUGAGGACGAGAGUUUCUUAAAACACGAAAUUUUAAAAAAACUGGGUAAUUAAUCUCUUUCUUGUUUAAAUUUUUUUGUUGCCAACUUCUGAGAAUUGAAAACUGUUGUGAUAUUAUUUGAAAUUUUAAUUCGAACCACCAUUUGUUGAUAUGAGAUUUAUACUGAAUUCAUGAACCUUAUAUUAAAACAUGUUGUCAAUCAAGUCCUAUAUUCAAUGUUUCCAUGGGGAAUUUAUAAAUUUAAAAUUUUUAUUCUUAUAUUUAUACCAUUUGAUGCUAUGUUGGACCAAGUUCAUGUCUGGGUGUAAUUUCAGGUUGACUCAUCUUGGUCUCACUGGUUUGCCAAGGACUAUCUCGUGCGUAUGAUGUUAAUCUGUGGUGUCAUUUGGGGCUAUACAGGGAAUGUGGCUCCUGAACUACAGAUGGAUGCUGGGAUGGGCAAUAUUGCGAUAAUCUUCUAAAUAAGAAUGGUACUAGUUGCAGCCAGAUUCAAUGAAAGGCAACUUUAAAACACCCUGGUUGACCUUGGACGAUCAACAUAUAAUCAUGAUUCGUAUGUUUGCUUUAUGAGUUUCCCUUACAUGAAUUGAGCUGGUGUAAUUUCAGACUGGUGACUAUGGUCUUUGAUGCGUUGGUGCUAGGGCCUAUUUAACUGUGUUUUUGUGGACUUGAUUUCAGUUCACUACUUUAUUUCUUUCAUUCAUCUAUCGCAACAUGCUAAUAUGAUCCUCUUUGGAAGGAUCAGAUCAGAACGAAUCAGGGGAAAGAAAAUCAACAAUGUUGAUAUAGCAACAUUGGACAGUGUAGUGUUGAUAGAAUGUCAGAAUGAUAGUUCUAUCGAAAUAGAGGGGAAGGAGAGAAGUGGGGGUGGGGAUGGGAUUCGAGAGGAUUCCCUGCCUCUCCAGGUUCACUGUUCUCUCUUACUCUGUUUCUCCAGGCGCUAUUUAUAGUUCUCAGAUGAUCUCGUCUGAGACUUCUGAUCUAUGGAGGUCUCCUGAAUUCCUCCCAUGUUCUAUGCACACGUCUCCUUCUUCCGUCUUCUAUGUUAUUGAUUUCAAUAUUUCCCAGCAAAGGUUGAGAGUCCCUUGUUUCUCAGAGAACAUGCAAAGAAAAGGAGUCUCUGAUAUGGAUCGCCAGCUGGAUGUGGAAAGCAUGGCCUUAGACCAUGCUAUUCUUUAGCCAGGCUGCCUGGAUCUUCAGUCAUUUGCAAAACUGAUGGGCUGUAAAAGAACAUUGGACUUAUUGAUUUUUAUGAUCAUAUAAAGGAGAUAUACAAUCUUCACCUGUCGGUGUUAUGGUGCCAUUCUUAUCAUUUUUUUUUUAUUCUUCUGUUAUAUUUUAUUUGAGUGGUCAUUUUAUUGAGUCUUAAAUCUUGAACUGCUAAAUGGUCUAGCUGCAAUUUGAUUUCAGUAUUUAUUUUUUCAUCCUUUUCCCUUCUAGAAAAUACUGAUGCUUAAAUUAUUCUUCACGUUUGAUAUGUUUUCAGAUGUCAAAAAGGUUGCCGUUUCCCUAUCUGCUACAAAAACAAUCAGCAAGGUUUCACACUGCUCUUUGAUCAUUUGACACCGCUUUUGUGCCUCUUUUAGAGUUUCUUGAAGUGCUGUUAUAUCUUGCUCGUUUAUGAGGGAUUAUCAAAGCAACUUUAAAGCUGUUUCUUCAUCUUUUAAGCGAUGGUCAUGGAUUGUCGAGAAAUGUAUGUGAAAACUCAAGCUGACCCAUUUUCCAUCAACAAGGAGAUGCUGUGACGAUGCGCUCUUCCUGUCUUCACAUACCUUGGAAUCUUCACCUGUUUCUCUUGACACAAAUCGUCUCUAAUACCUUCCCUGCGAGCUUCAUCGUCCAAACUUUCUUUCUUUCUUUCCAGUUUUACUUCAGGCCCAGGAUUCAUUGAACUUUGGACAUGCCUUGUCUGCUCCCGCAAUCCACAAAGACGGGCGGCGGUCUCGCUGUUCCAUCACAGCUUGGUUUGAUCUCCACUUUAGGUUUCUCACAUGUAGAGGCAUAUUUUAUGAGUUUCCAUCGCUCAAACAUGAUUCUCCCCCAGACAUUCUAUUAGCCACUGGUCUUUAUAGAGUUUCUUAUGGUGUACUUUCAUCUCAUUCCAUCCUGAUCCUCAUUCUCAUCAACAAGAACUCGUCCAAUACUUGAUUGAACGCAAGAAAUUCAGAGAUUUUUGCCCGGAUUCAAUUACACCAUCUAGAGUCAUCCGCAUGAUUUCUUGACGUGGGUUUGUGACGAAACUGCUUUGAAUCAUUUCUCUGAAUUUUUUUAAGGUGGUGAUCAUUCAAUUUUGCCACCUCUCUAAUGGCCUUCUGUGAGCUUGCGCUGUCCUUUAAUCGGCAAUGCAUCGAUGUAUGGUCACCAGUCUCACUGUUCUCCCUCUAUGAGUGCUAAAUGAUCAAUAUUCAUCUUGUUUAGUAUUUUUUCAGUCCAAUUCCCCAUGGAAGUCAUCUACUCUAGGGUUUCCUCUGCAGAAGAAAAGAACACGAAGCCGGCAGAAGAAACUCAAAGCCUAUGAUCUCUCUGCACUCUCUGCCACCUUGCCGGAUGAAAAUAGCCCACCGCCACAGCAGGACGGUCCCACUGCUAAACUGAAAUUCAACUGCAAGUCCAGGACGAAGCUAGUGUACAGUCCCUUUCAGCUUCCUCAUUCUUGUUGGAUCUCGUCCCAGUUCCGACCGCUCUUAUGGCGUCUGAUUCCCGCAGGGAGAGAGAGGGAAAGCAGCUACAGGCCGUCUUCAGCCAUCCCGCAUUCCAGUCGGACCCAGUCGCCGCCAUCCGGCAGCACCUCGAAAGCACGCAGCCGCUGGUCUCGAAGCCGGCGAAGAAAGACGGAGAGGGGAAGAGGUCGACGAGGAAGAGGCGGCAGCGGUCUACAGGCGUGAAAUCCAUGGAGACGUAG
Messenger RNA from Spirodela intermedia, 4916 nucleotides. NCBI's taxonomy places the organism in Eukaryota, Viridiplantae, Streptophyta, Magnoliopsida, Alismatales, Araceae. The record is from the annotation of a GenBank genome assembly.